GUACUCCUCCUAUGUCCUAUCCUAACAUUAUCUAAAACAAACACACACAAGUACACAACUAACACUUAUUUUCUUUUUCUUACUUUCCUCAAAAUGCUUCCUUUUUUCCUUGUACUUAUUCUUUCCCUAUCUUCAUCCGCCUUAACGAGUGAUACCGACUACUUCAUCGCAUGUGGCCUUCCUAAGUCCACCUUGCCCUCCUCCGAGGAUGGAAACAAAUCAUGGCAGAGUGACGACAAUCCAGCCUUCACUCCGCCAGAUUUUAACAAAAUCUCCUCUUCCGUCAGCGGUCUAGGAGACGAGGAUCCUUACACACGGGCCCGAAUAUUUGAGUCCGCGGUCACAUACUCAUUCCCGGUCUCACCGGGCCCUAAAUUCAUCCGACUUCACUUCACCACAACUGCCUCCUACACGUAUAACACCACCAUCGUCGCCUCCCAAUUCUUCGUAUCUGUUGAAGCUAACGGCUUUACUCUUCUUAACAACUUUAGCGCCUUCCUCAACAACCAAAAUUCCACCACAGGAUAUGAAGUGUACGAGUUCCAUGUUCCCGUGGAAAACGAUAAACCACUCAACCUAACCUUCUCCCCUCCUACAAAUUGUACUAGCACAAAUACCUGCUAUGCUUUCGUCAAUGGCAUCGAGAUCAUUGCUGUGCCCGAAGGCCUUUAUUUUAAUGCCACACGAUUGCCACGCCCUACUUUCAUCUCUAAUAAUGAGUACUCCCUCCAACAAGCUGCGUUCCAAACUGUUUAUCGGAUUAACGUUGGAGGGCCUACAGCUCCAGACUCAGGAGAGCUGGGCCGAAUUUGGGAGCCGGACGAUACAUACAUCGCUACUUUCUACGGUAAAAAUAUAUAUUUUCCGACAAUGGGUGGAAAUAUGUCUGUUAUAGAGUACACCCUCGUGCCAAGCUAUACAGCGCCACCUCAGGUUUAUGCUACUUUAAGGUUUAUAGGUUUGGAUUCUCCUAAAUCCGUAAGCAGAAACUUAACAUGGAAUUUCGACGUUGAUCCAGGGUUUGAUUAUUUGGUAAGGCUCCAUUUCUGCGAGCUAAGUGUGAACGUCACUGGAAUUCAACAAAGGGCGUUUGUUGUGUACAUGAAUAAUGAAUCGGGAGGUGUGGUUGAUGUGUGGAAGCUUACCGGAGGAUUGGGGAUUGCAGUAUUCCAAGAUUAUGUUGUAAGCUUGUAUGGUCAAAGUGAUGGCACCAAAGUUCCUUUAUCGAUUUCCCUCCAUCCUCUUGAUUCAUCUUCUCUAACCCAUGCUCUGGACGAUGUAUUGCUAAAUGGUCUGGAAAUAUUGAAGUUGAAUCAAUCGAAUGGAAAUCUUGUUGUACCUAACCAACCCUCAAUUGUUGUUCCUCCCCCUUCGUCGACUCAAAAUACAAGCCGAAAACACCAUGCCCUUCCAAUUGUUGUAGGCGCAAUCGGAGGUACACUUGUUUUGGCUUUCCUUGUCAUAAUUGCUUGCCUUAUUGUCUAUAAAAAGAAGGCAGCCGCGGAGGCUCUUAAGAAGAAAUCCAUGGCCACAAGCACCUCAAAUAAGGACAAGUGGGUCCAACCUCCAUCAUACUCGAGCUCCACUCCGAGCACUAGGAAUUCGUCCCUGCCGUCUGAUCUUUGUCGCCGCUUCUCGCUAGCCCAAAUCAGGGUUGCAACAUGUGAUUUCGAUGAGAAGUUGAUCGUAGGUAGAGGUGGGUUUGGAACGGUCUACAUGGGUUCAAUAGAGGGUGAAACCACCACAGUGGCUAUUAAACGUCUUAACUCUACAUCAAAACAAGGUACCCACGAGUUUCAAACUGAGAUCGAGAUGUUAUCUAGACUACGCCAUGUAAACUUGGUGUCCUUGAUCGGCUAUUGUGAGGACCAAGGUGAAAUGAUCUUGGUUUACGAGUACAUGUCACGUGGCACGCUUCGAGAUCAUUUGUUGUACAAUAAUCCUAGCACAAAUGAUCACACUAACAACAUAUCAUUAUCAUGGAAGGAACGACUCAAGAUCUGUGUAGGAUCAGCUCGUGGUUUACAUUAUCUACAUGCGGGUGCAAAGCAAGUGAUCAUCCAUCGAGAUGUAAAGUCUACCAACAUUCUCCUCGAUGAUAAGUGGACGGCCAAAGUCUCGGACUUUGGUCUAUCCAAGGUAGGACCCGACCUAGAUGGGGCGGGUAUUACCCACAUAAGCACUGCUGUUAAAGGCAGUGUCGGGUAUUUAGAUCCAGAAUACUAUCAACGUCGCCAAUUAACAGAGAAGUCCGAUGUGUACUCUUUUGGAGUGGUGUUGUUUGAAGUUCUAUGUGCUCGUGCAGUUGUGAAGCCUAACCUUCCUAGAGAACAAGCAAACUUGGCAAGAUGGGCCACGACUCGCUACAAAAGUGGCACCCUCAAUACCAUUGUGGAUCCUGAUUUAACUGGCCAGAUUUCUCCCGAAUGUCUAAGAAAGUUUGGAGAGAUAGCUAGUAUGUGUGUACGAGAUCGUGGGAGCGAACGUCCGCCAAUGGGAGACAUAGUUUGGGGCUUAGAGUUUGCCUUACAACUUCAAGAAGCUGCUGAGAAGAACAACACUGAUGGUGCUGAUUUCGAAGAUUCCAUACCGACAAGCAUAGAUAUUCAUGAACAUAUAUUAAAUUAUGAUUCAUACGUAUCAGGGGAUGAUCUUUCCAGGAGUAGUAAUGUAGUUGGUUCCCUUGAAAACAGGUUAUUGGACAGUAAAAGUAGUGCAAGUCAUUCAUCAGAUUAUCCUAUUGAUAAGUCUGCUUCAGUAUUCUCUGAAAUCAUGGAUCCAAAAGCCAGAUAAUAAGUUUAUUAAAUUCUUAUAUCUUAUACUUCAAACAUGUAUAUGAGUACUGUUAUUAAUUGUUCAUCUUGAGAAAUAAUGUUGAUUUUUUGGAGGUUGUCAAGUCU
Beta vulgaris subsp. vulgaris (sugar beet) is the source of this 2900-nucleotide messenger RNA. RefSeq names its product putative receptor-like protein kinase At5g39000. The transcript is spliced from 2 exons. Bases 94 to 2793 code for a protein of 899 amino acids. The record is from RefSeq and is a predicted model, not a curated record. NCBI's taxonomy places the organism in Eukaryota, Viridiplantae, Streptophyta, Magnoliopsida, Caryophyllales, Amaranthaceae. Gene Ontology annotation, biological process: protein autophosphorylation. Gene Ontology annotation, molecular function: ATP binding; transmembrane receptor protein tyrosine kinase activity. Gene Ontology annotation, cellular component: plasma membrane; plasmodesma.